CCCGUCAGUGACGCCUCAGAUCAGCACCAUGAAGGUCCUCCUGCUGGUCGCCGCCGCCGCGGCGCUGGCGUCCGCCGCCGGACCGCCGCACCCCGGCUACGCCCCAGAGUACGGCUACGCCCGGCCGUACCAGUUCAAGUACGGCGUAUCGGACCCCUACACGGGCACCGUGUUCUCGCACGAGGCGCACAGCGACAGCCAGACGGUGCUGGGCCAGUACUCGGUCAACCUGCCCGACGGCCGCGUCCAGCACGUCCGCUAUACGGCUGACGAGGUCGGCGACGGCGGAUACAACGUGGUCGUCACCUACGAGGGCGUGGCGCAGUACCCAGAGGGACCGGCCGGCCACGGCAGCGGCGGCUACAGCUCACCACGGCCCGUCUACGGCCCGCACGGCGUGUCCCGACCCGCCUACGGCCCGGCGCCCGUCCACCCGCUGAGGCCCAAACACAGCACCGGCUACAAGGGAUACCGGGGACCCGCCGGCUACGCCCCGCACAGCGGCUACGGCGCCAGGCCCGCCUACGGGCCGAGCCACUCGGGCUACGGAGCGGCGCCGGCGCACACCAAGGCGCUGAGCUACAGCGUGCCGUCCACGGAGGAGGCCGGCUCCACCGCCAGCAAACACCCCACGUCUAGUCACAGCUCCGACUACAAGGCGCCAUCCACUGCCUACGGAGCCGUCGUCAAGCCCUCGGCCACCUACGGCGUCGUGGCCAAGCCGUCCACCAGCUAUGGAGCUGAUGUCAAGGCUCCCAGCUAUUCGUCGAGCUACAAGCCCUCCACUUCCUACGGCGCCGACGCUAAGGCUUCUUCCUAUGACGCUGAAGAUGAGGCAUACUCGUCCUAUGACACCUAUGUCAAGCCUUCCACCGCAUAUGGUGCUGAUUCUUCCGACUCGGGCGACGGCGACGAAGAGCCAUCCACCUCCUAUGGCGCUGUUGUCAAACCCUCGACAUCCUAUGGCGCUGACGCGAGCUACUCGCCCGCUUACAAGCCCUCCACUUCCUACGGUGCUGAUAUUAAGCCAUCCACGUCCUACGGCGCUGACGCGAGCUACUCUUCCGCCUAUAAGCCCUCCACUUCGUACGGUCCCGCCUACAAGCCUUCUACUUCGUAUGGCGCUGACAUUAAGCCCUCUACAUCCUACGGCGCUGACGCCAGCUACUCGCCCGCCUACAAACCCUCCACCGCCUACGGUGCUCAUAUUAAGCCCUCUACUUCGUACGGCGCUGAUGCUAAGCCCUCCACUUCUUACGGAGCCGGUGCGUCCUACCCCAAGGCCUCAAGCCACUCUGCUGGCUACAAGCCCUCGUCCACCUACGGCUACGCCCAGUACCCCUCCUACGGCUACCCGUCCCACAAGCCCGUGACUCCAUACUCCCCGCCCUCUUACGGCCACGGCUCCUCCUACAAGCCGCCCGCCUCGUACGGGUACGGCUCAGGUUACGGCCACGGCUCAUCCUACAUGCCGGCUUAUGGCUACGGCUCUGCCAGCCACGGCUCCUCCGGUUCCGGGGCCCACGGCGCCGCAACGUACCCCGCCCACCCCUAUCAGCCCGCCCCGGCGUACUCUGCCGGAGGGUACGGCCGGCCGUCGUACGGCUACAGCCCUGCGCCAUACAAGCCGGCGACCAGCUACGGGUCGUACCCGGCCUACGGCCACCCCACGCCCUACACUCCCGCGGCCGGCUACGCGCACCCCGCUACCGCCUACAAGCCGUCGCCCAGCUACGGUCACAAGACGUCGUACAAACCCAAGCCGUCGUACCACGCCGAGCCGUCCCCCAAGCCGACCAUGCUGUACAAACCGGAGCCCGCCUACAAGCCCCAGCCCGCCAAGCCGGCCAGCUCAUACAAGGCUGAGCCCGCGCACACAACCCCCAAGCCGAAACCCGCUUACAAGGCGGAGCCCACUCACUCCCCUGCUUACAAGCCGGCCCCUUCGUACAAGGCCGAGAAGCCCGCCCAUCCGUCCUCCUACAAGCCUUCUCCGUCUUUCAAGCCGCAUCCCAUCCAUAGCCCGUCCUACGAGACGCCUUCCCACAACGAGUACAAGGUACCAGCCCCCUCUCACACAUCAUACAAGCCCUCUCCUUCGUACAAACCCCAUCCUACCAGCUCCCCGUACAGACCACCCCACCGGUCCUACGCGCCGACGAUGGCCUACGGCCGCCCCCACACAACCUACCGGCCCAGCCCCAGCUACGGCCACCAGUCGUACCCAGAGCACGGUCAGGCGUCCGGCUACGGCAAGGGACACUCCCCGGUGCACGCCUACACCCCCAGGCCUGCCUACGCCCCGGUGCAUGCCUACACCCCGAAGCCUACGUACGCCCCGAAGGUUGUGCACAAGCCGCUGACUCCUCCCAAGAAGAUUGAGUUUGUGCAUGUGUACUAUCCGGGGCCGUACCACAAGACCAAGUCUGAAUAGGCUGUUCAACUUUGUAACUGUGUAAUGUGUAUGCCGCCAUGGUAGCUAAAUUAUCAGCAGAAGCUAGUGAUACUUACUCAUGUUACAUUGUUGCGUGCAAGUAAUUUAUGUGCGAAUGUGCGCUUUGGAGUGUGAUUUUAGGUGAGGUCUAUACAUUGUCGGGUGCCAAUACAUUUGAAUACGUGCGUA
Molecule: messenger RNA, 2623 nt
Organism: Amphibalanus amphitrite
Lineage: Eukaryota; Metazoa; Arthropoda; Thecostraca; Balanomorpha; Balanidae
Product: adhesive plaque matrix protein-like
Exons: 2
Coding region: 29-2434 (801 amino acids)
Cellular component (GO): extracellular matrix
Source: RefSeq, a predicted model, not a curated record